ACCAAAACACGAUUCGGGAUGGCGAACCUGGACAUGCUGCUGCUCAAAGGAGCGUCUUCGGAAACCCCUGAAGCCAACCUCAAUGAGCUGCGCUAUGCUAUUCUCGCAAAAGGCAUACCUGCGAACAGUGAAGGCAUGUCCGAGCUGCGCAUCUACAUCUGGCUUAUAUUGUUAAACGCGCCCCCGCUCCGCACCGAUGUUUAUCUCGACCUCGUUCGACAAGGCGCGUCUCCCGCCCACGCCAAAAUCCAGAAUGACACCUUCCGAACCUUUCAAGGCGACCCGCUCUUCCGCCGACGCGUUACACAGAACAGCAUAACACGCGUUUUGAAUGCUGUUGCAUGGAGGCUCAACGACGCGCACGAGGCACGUGUCAAUGGUUGGCAGUCCCCACCCACCCUGUCCGAGUUUGGCGGCAGUCCCGAUACCUCGAUCAUGUCUCGCCAUUCUUUUACUGCAGGCGCUAGGACCGAAGCAUCUACGACAAACGAUGCCGAGCAGAUUGGCUACGUGCAGGGCAUGAAUGUGCUCUGCGGACCAUUUCUCUAUGCUUCCCGAAGCGAGGUUGAAGCAUUUACUGGUUUUGAGAGGCUCAUCACUCAAGAAUGCCCAGGAUACGUGAGGGGAUCUAUGGAGGGUGUGCACAAGGGCCUCGCACUUGUCGACCGCGUCCUGGAGGUGGUGGAUUCGAAGCUGUACGGACAUCUCAUGGAACACCAUAUGGAAGCUAGGAUCUAUGCUUUUGCAUCCGUACUCACCAUGUGCGCUUGCACACCGCCUCUGCCCGAGGUCUUGCAGCUUUGGGAUUUUCUCUUCGCAUAUGGCCCGCAUUUGAACAUUUUGUGCAUCGUAGCACAGCUGGUUUUGCUUCGAACGGACAUCCUGAAUAGCUCUAGUCCCAAUUCAAUUCUUCGAAAUCUCCCUGCUCUCAACGCCAAGAACAUCAUCGGUGUUGCUAUGAGCUUCGCUGGCAAGAUACCAGAGGACAUGUAUGCCGAGAUUAUCGACCACGCCAAGUGAGUGAACCAUGUAUUGAGGUUGGCGUGUGGCGGGAUGGUACGGUACUAAUGUGUUACGAUAACGACGACGAUUAAUGAUACCCUUAGAGCAUGAAUGUGGACUUUGGAGCACUUACAGCAUGUGAUAGAGCUAGUAGUCACUUUAAUUGUAGCAAUCUUUUAC
Dothidotthia symphoricarpi CBS 119687 is the source of this 1182-nucleotide messenger RNA. RefSeq names its product cell division control protein 16. NCBI's taxonomy places the organism in Eukaryota, Fungi, Ascomycota, Dothideomycetes, Pleosporales, Dothidotthiaceae. The record is from RefSeq and is a predicted model, not a curated record. The coding region runs from base 19 to 1020 and encodes 333 amino acids. Gene Ontology annotation, biological process: negative regulation of septation initiation signaling; activation of GTPase activity. Gene Ontology annotation, molecular function: GTPase activator activity. Gene Ontology annotation, cellular component: mitotic spindle pole body. The transcript has 3 exons.